Messenger RNA from Striga asiatica, 729 nucleotides. NCBI's taxonomy places the organism in Eukaryota, Viridiplantae, Streptophyta, Magnoliopsida, Lamiales, Orobanchaceae. The record is from the annotation of a GenBank genome assembly.
AUGGACAGAGAAAAAUUAUCAAUCUUUGUCAAUCACGGUGGGAAGUUUGUUAUGCUGGAUAAUGCGAUGGAGUAUUUUGGAGGAGAUAUUCACAUCAGCCAUGGUAUUGAUAUUGACAGGUUUGGUUAUUUGGAUUUAGUAGAUGUAGUUGAGAAACUUGGUUAUGUUGAGGUUGGCAAAAUUUAUCAUAAGAUUUGUGGAGAAAAUGGAUCGGUUAGUUACAUACAUAUCCACAAUGAUGCUACUUUGAUGGAGGUGAUUGGGAGUUUGCAGCCCAACAAAUUCCAUGUUCAUCUAUUUGUUGAUAAUGAAAAAGACGGGCAGAAAAAGGCUUCAGAAGAAUCUGUGAUCAAUAAUGCUGGUGAAAAGGGGGCAGGAGGAACCACUGAUCAUAGUCAAAUGAAGAAGAAAGAACCAAGAAGAAAAACUCCACCAGCUCAGAACUUAGUGCCACAACCCUCUGCAUCUGAGAAUCCUUCACCAGCAUAUACACAAACUGAAACAGCUCCUCUAGUUGCUCUUCAAUCUGCUAUGAAACAACCAAUUAGAAAAUCUCCCAGGUUGACUCAGACUGAACCGACUUUAAAUGAUCAUGGGAGUCAAAUACACAAAGAACGCAAUUUGAAUGCCACUUUGAUUAUGAUAUCCAGUUUUUAUGGAACAGUCGAAGGUUUCCAUGAUUUUGUGACUAAGAGUAACUCCAGGGUUGCACGCUACUACACUGAUUGA